Molecule: messenger RNA, 903 nt
Organism: Caenorhabditis remanei
Lineage: Eukaryota; Metazoa; Nematoda; Chromadorea; Rhabditida; Rhabditidae
Exons: 5
Coding region: 1-903 (300 amino acids)
Source: RefSeq, a predicted model, not a curated record
AUGUCUCGAUUCAAACCACUGGCUUAUCAGCCUUCCAAAGCCGUCUUAGAGUAUAUCAGCUUUGGAAAGAGAAAACAUCUCUACGCCAUGUGCCCAGCAAUCAGAAAAAUGGAAGAAAUUUUGCCCUAUCACCUAAAAUUAGUCGAGCUGGAUAGUAACAAGGAGCGAGAUUAUAUCGCGAUGAUGAUCGAUUCUUUUUCAUUGAGUUUUUUGAUGGAUGGUCAGGAAAAUAACAUGAGUAUGAGAAAAACUUGUUCGACGAAGAAACGUGUUUAUUGGCUUACCAGUUUGGGACCGGAGCAGGCAGCGGAGAAAUUUGUAUUGUAUAAUUUGAGCAGAGAGGGGACACGCAUCAAGAAUGUUGCGAUCAGUGUCGGACCAGAGUUCAUUUCGAAAUGCGUUCCAAUUGCUAUCAAGAAUUUGCGUGUGAACAGAACCACUGCAUGGUUCCCAACAAAUAUUCCAAUUGAAAAUGUAGCUGUAGAUACUAUAGUUCGAGAAGACACUCUGAAAAUGGCAAAACAUGUAACAGUGAGACUUCCGGAGCGUGUAGCAGAAAGAAUCAACACAGAAAUAGUAUCAGAAUGGAAUUGUGAAUCCAUCCAAAUUGAUUCAUCGAUGCGGAGUGAAGAGAUAGCGGACUACUGUAACAAAGUAUCGAAAAGAACAGAUAGACCGAUUGGAAGCAGGUUGGAUGCAAAUCACAAUUCACCAGUGGAAUUCUUGUUCGAAAUUCUUCAUUCUAAUAUGAAUGCCAGAAAAACAGUGUUGAAUAACAGAACAUGUGCAGCAAUUUCAAUCGUCGAGUCGACAGAGUUGAACGUAUACGGAUCGACCGAUGAUGAUCGCUAUGUGAUUGUGGAAGUGUGUGUCAGAGGAACUGCAAUCGAUCAAGUUGUUUGA